Taeniopygia guttata (zebra finch) is the source of this 3648-nucleotide messenger RNA. It is a transcript of the gene UBR7, whose product is annotated as ubiquitin protein ligase E3 component n-recognin 7. Gene Ontology annotation, molecular function: zinc ion binding; ubiquitin protein ligase activity. The record is from RefSeq and is a predicted model, not a curated record. Gene Ontology annotation, cellular component: cytoplasm. Lineage: Eukaryota; Metazoa; Chordata; Aves; Passeriformes; Estrildidae.
CAGGCGCGGUGAGCGAUGCGGGCCGCGGGCGGCGCUCCGGGGCCGGCGGAGGCCCCUCGGCGCACCCGCCGCCGGCACUCACCGCGCCGCGCCGCGCCCGCCGCCCGCUCCUCCUGCACCAGCGGCGCCAGCAGCUCCGCCACGCGCUCCUGCAGCUCGCGCAGCGCCCCCCGCAGCUCGCGCAGCUGGGCGGCCUCGCUCUCCUCCGUCGCUGGGUACGGCACCCGCACCGUCCGCGUCCGCCCGUCGCGGUCCCGCAGCUCCGCCACCAGAUCCCGGCGCUGGCGCGGGCCCGGCUCCGCCUCGGCCGCCAGCUCCGCCAUCACCGCCCGCCGCUCGCGGGCCCGCCCCGCCCGUCACACGCCGGCCAACCCCCCCGGCGGGGACACACCGCCCACGGUCACGUGGGGCGCGACCGAUUCCGCUUCCGCUGUGGCGCCCCCUGGCGCCUCCUCUGCCCCGCGUUUCCCGCCUCGCUUGGCGCUCCUCGGCCUCCGCGUCCUGGCGAUGGAGGCGGCGGCUUCGGAGGGCGCCGAGCCGGGGAGCGGCGGGAGCGGCGCGGAGGAACCCGUGGUGUCCCUGGCGGAGGUGCUGGCGGAGAACGAGGAGCUGGAGAAGGAAGCGCGGGCCGUGCUGGGGGGCAGCGACCACGAACGCUGCAGUUACUCUCAGGGCGCGGUGAAGCGGCAGGCGCUGUACGCCUGCAGCACCUGCACACCGCCCGGCGCCGAGCCCGCGGGGAUCUGCCUGGCCUGCAGCUACGAGUGCCACGGCACACACCGCCUCUUCGAGCUCUACACCAAGAGGAAUUUCCGCUGUGACUGUGGAAAUAGCAAGUUCAAAAAUCUGCAGUGCAAGUUAUUCCCGGAAAAGAGCAAGGUGAAUUCAGGAAAUAAAUAUAAUGACAACUUCUAUGGAUUGUACUGUACUUGUAAAAGACCUUACCCUGAUCCUGAAGAUGAGAUUCCAGAUGAGAUGAUCCAAUGCAUCGUUUGUGAAGACUGGUUCCAUGGCAGGCAUCUUGGUGCAGUACCCCCUGAAAGUGGAGACUUCCAUGAAAUGGUGUGCCAGGCCUGCAUGAAACAUUGCUGUUUCCUAUGGGCUUAUGCUUCGCAAUUAGCAGUUCCUCCUUUGACCAAAGCAAACUCCCUUGAAGAUGAAGGGGUUGUCCUGAAGGUAGAGGAAAGUGAAGAGCAGAAGAAAGAAAUAAAAAAAGAAAGUGGAGUGGAACACCAUGACACAAAGGAGGAAAAGCAAUCGGAGCAAUUCAAUGAACCAUCCACUAGCUCUAGGUCUGCCUGUCCUGAGGUAGUUGCUAAGAGCGAGGAGCGAGUCUGCAAGCUGAAAGAGCUCCAAAGCAAGCCAUUUGUAAAAAAAGAUACUGCCACCUUUUGGCCAUCGAACUGGAGGAGCAAAUUAUGCACUUGUGAAGACUGUUUGAAAAUGUAUUCAGAGCUUGAAGUCCAGUUCCUGACAGACGAAUGUGACACUGUCUUGGCUUAUGAAAAUAAGGGUACCAGUGACCAAGAGACAGAGAGGAGAGAUCCUUUAAUGGACACCCUUAACAGUAUGAACAGAGUCCAGCAAGUGGAACUCAUCUGUGAAUACAAUGAUUUCAAGACAGAACUGACUGACUAUCUCAGGAGGUUUGCAGAUGAGGGAACGGUGGUUAGAAGAGAAGACAUUCAGCACUUCUUUGAAGAAUUUCAGUCUCGGAAAAGGCGACGGACUAACAGGAUGCAGUACUACUGUAGUUAGACUGAGAGGGUUUGAGUCUGAAAGGACAAGUGGCAAAACAAUGUUCACUGGCAAACAAAAAAGGCAUCUUCAGUUUUUGGCUUCUCAUCAAAAUCCAGCUAUCCAAGAAACAUCAUCAUUUUGUCUUACACGUCCUUCAUUUGUAGCACCUAAAACAUGUUCUUAACAAAUCCUUACAUUGCAUUUAGAGGCAUUUCAGUACCGAUCGACUUGGCAUUCCCGGGAAAGCCGGCCUUGUCUCCAGGGGAGGAGGGGGGGUACCGCGGAGCAGCGUGUGCUGCCGCUCCCCUGGUUGCUGCCGGCGCCUGGAGCCGGGCUGUGCUGAACCCCGUCCGGGAACGCGCUCCCGGCUUUCCUGCCUGCAUGGCUCUGUCUCCUCCCCGGGGGCUGCAGCCGUUCUGGUGAGGGCCCCAGCACCAAGCACCUGCCUGUUCCUGCCCUGCCGCGGCUCCUCAGGGGCCGGGCCGAACCGGCGCUGCUGCCUGCCCGCUCCCGCUGGGGAAACGCUCCCCGGGCUGCUCACAAAUGGGAGAGCAGAGCUUAGGCUUGAUGCAACAGUGUUCUAUCUGGUUUUAUACAUUAAAAAACUUAUUUCUAGUAUUGCACAGGGAUGGUUUCCGUGGUAAAAAAAUUUCCAGAUUAUCUUAAUUCACUCAUUUGAACAUAAAUAAGAGCUAGGAGGAGGUACUAAAUUACAAACUAAGCAUGGGGGGUUUGUUAUAUGCUUUGAUUUUUAAAACUAGCCUUCAGCAAAUUCUUCUACUUUAUAAAUGUUGCUGAAAACACUGCAGCAUCAUGGUAUUUUGCUACAGUAUCCAAUGUUCUUUUUAUAACCACUGUGAUAAUCAUGGGACAGGAGAUGUUUCACUGACUUUUAAGACUACACUUAGCUGCCAUUAAAAAUUAAGAUUUUGUAAGUUUGGAGCCUAAUGUAGUUAGACCCCAAAACAUACAUUAAAAUUCUAGUUUUUGAGGAUUUCUAUAUCAUGGGGUACUAUUCUGCUUCCGUGAUAAUGGUUUUUGAAAAGCAUAGGUAGACUUUUAUCCUUCUCACUAUUAUCUGUUUCUGACCAUUUUAUUUACAAACAGUAGUUUAGCAUAGAUGCUCAGCUGAGCAGUUUCAUAGAACAUAGACUAUGUUGAGUUGGAAGGGACCCAUCAGGAUCAUCACAUCUAACUCCCUGCCUUGCAUAGAACAGCCCCAGGAGUCACACCAUGUGCCUAAGAGCGCUGUCCAAACUCUUCUUGAACUCUGUCAGGCUGGUGCUGUGACCGCUGCCCUGGGGAGCCUGUUCUGUGCCCAACCACCCUCCGGGUGAAAAACCUUUCUCUGACACCCAACCUAAACUGCCCCGACACAACUUCAGGCCAUUCCCUCAGUCCUGUCACUGGGCACCACAUGGAGGAGAUCAGUGUCUGCCCCUCCUCUUCCCCUCACAAGGAACUUGUACCUGCAGUGGGGUCUCCCCUCAGUCUCCCCCAGGCUGACCAGACCAAGUGACCUCAGCCGCUCCUCACACGGCCUCCCCUCAGGGCCCUUCGAGGUCCUCCUGGCCCUCCUCUGGACACUCUCUAACAGCUUUGUAAUUAUUUCAUGUCCCGGUGCCCAGAACUGUCCCCAGCACUGGAGGUGAGGCUGCCUGAGCGCAGAGCAGAGCAGAAAAUCCCCUCCCUUGCCUGGCUGAUUGCUGAUGCACCAGCAGGACAUGGGUGGCCCUCCUGGCUGCCAGGGCACUGCUGGCGCAUACUCAAUGUGUCAUCGACCCCCAGGGCCCUUUCCUAUUUGCUUUUAAAUUUAACUCUGGAUAUUGUACAUGCUCUUUUUUUGGUAGCAACUGUUACAGGAGCUGUAACUGCACAUCUAACUACAAUAUAAAAAGAUUAAAAGAA